Messenger RNA from Fusarium sp. VM40, 1542 nucleotides. NCBI's taxonomy places the organism in Eukaryota, Fungi, Ascomycota, Sordariomycetes, Hypocreales, Nectriaceae. The record is from the annotation of a GenBank genome assembly.
AUGUCUCUCGACCGGACAGUACAGAUUUGGCUCAGCAAUGUCCAACAAUCCACCAACGAUCCAUCGCCUACUCCAGAGCCAUACGCCGACGUCCCGCCCAAUGCCAUGAAACGCCGUCGAGCCGAUUCGCCACCUCGCGAGACGAGACAAAAGCUCAAGCUGUCACCCAACGAUCCGCUAUACGAUCUCAAGAAGAGUUGCCUCCAACGUCAGGCUGAAAUCGACAUGCUCAAGGAAGAAUUAGACAGAAUUACCUCUCAAGCGCGCAAGAAACGAGCGACCGGCAGUAACCAAGCGUCCUCAGAAUUACAGCAGAAAUACUGUAACUUUAUCAGCUACAGUACAGGCAAGGUUGAACGGCGGCUCAUCAGCAGAAUCGUCCACCCAGUUCCACAGCCUGCGACAACAGAAUCCCGCACACCCUCCUCGUCGGGCUGGGCACAACUACCCCGAUCGCAAGACGUCAAGGUCGAACCUGACACUGAACCUAUAUCGUGGUCACGAGACGUGAAUGCCGAACCAGUGGCUAGACCUGGGCCUAUACCAUUCGUACAAAGAACAUGGCCCAAGCCCAACUUUACGCCCCAACCACCCGCGUUACCGAUCCUCCUCAAACGAAUAAACGACAUCUACGCCGGCCGCGGUAUCCUCCCCACCGAUUUCCGCCCGAUCGUGAAUGCAACAACCGGAACACCUUUGGAAUACAAGUUGACCUGGGCGCGAGGUGGUGCCCAAAGUGAUGGUCACUACUGCGAUAAGCGCCGUAAAUUUGGCAAGGUGCCUGACCUCAAAAGUGUUGCAAAGGUCAUGGACCAGAGUAAUGAGUGCACUAGAGGUCAAGCAUUGCCGAACGAAUGGAACAUGGAGGUUGUUCACAAGGUUCUCGAGCUUUCGUACAGGGAUGAACCUUGGCCACUAUUCCUCGAUUUCCGAUGCAGCGACAAUGGUAUCAUUAUUCCAGAUUACCAUACCAACCCCGACAACCCGCCACCUCCCGAUUUCUGCGUCUACGUAGAAACACCGCUUGACGGCAUGUUGCCCGAUUGCAUCGACGAUAUGCAAAAGAGACUCGUCAGAAACACCUUCAACCACAUCGACCUCAAAUCCCUCCAAUCCCGGCGACCAAUAGCGUUCCACGUCCAUACCCUCUCGCAGAACACAGACCGCGAACUUCAGCGGGUCCGAACAGCAUUCGCCGCGCACUGGGGUUUGCUUAAGCGCAUGAUCCGGAUGAGAGAGAAGAUUGAUAUGGAAUGGCCAAAUCAAGCGUUCAAUUUCAUGAUUGAAAAUCCGUAUAACCUUCCCGAGUUCCUCCCGGGCAUCAGCAUUCACAAGCAGAACUGGUUCCUUAGCAUUUCGAAAUACGGCGAAGAUAAUCCGAGGUUCUAUGCGAUUGGCAAUACGGAGAGUUCGAUAGGCGUUUAUAAGAUUGUAUAUGUGUUACAGGUUCUGAAGAAAUGGGCUAAGACAGAGUAUUGGGACUGGAUAAGGAAUCUUUUAGUGCUGUGGCCUUCAAAUCAGGAUGGAAGGAAAAGAUGGUAG